Molecule: messenger RNA, 2374 nt
Organism: Athene cunicularia (burrowing owl)
Lineage: Eukaryota; Metazoa; Chordata; Aves; Strigiformes; Strigidae
Gene: PTCHD3
Product: patched domain containing 3
Exons: 4
Coding region: 94-1755 (553 amino acids)
Cellular component (GO): membrane
Source: RefSeq, a predicted model, not a curated record
UGCCUAAGACUGAGCUGUAUAAGAAAUAAUGUCUGGCUUGCAUGCUGUGGAGUGGUUUCUGCCGGUUUAGCUGUAUUAAGCAGCUUUGGAUUGAUGCUCUUCUGUGGAGUGCUGUUUGCAGUCACUGUAGCAAACGCACCAUUUCUUAUUCUGGGAGUUGGUGUUGAUGACAUGUUCAUCAUGAUCGCUUGCUGGGAGCAAAGUUCAAGAAGCAAAACGAAAUCUGAUGUUAAAUCUCUGCUGGCAGAGACUUAUGCAGAAGCAGCACUUUCUGUGACCAUCACCACGCUCACAGAUGUUUUGGCCUUCUUUGUUGGCACCUGGACUGCUUUUCCAUCUGUGAGAUCAUUUUGCCUCUAUACAGGCACUGCUUUUGUCUUCUGCUAUAUAUAUACCAUGACCUUCCUUGGGGGAAUUAUUGUAUUAAAUCAUAAAAGGGAACAAGGAAACCGACACUGGCUAACUUGCAUGCCUGUGGGGGUAGAUAAAGACCAGGCAGAGAAGUCCUGCUGGUACAAUGUUUGCUGUAUAGGCAACUGUUCUAGGCAGUCACCUCAACCAGAAGGUGAGCACCCAAUGAGCAUAUUCUUUAGGAAGUAUUACGGCCCUUUUUUUACAAAUAAAUGGGUCAAGCUACUUGUGGUGUUGCUGUAUGGAGCAUAUUUGGGUGGCAGUAUUUAUGGAUGUACUCAGAUCAGGGAAGGCAUCGAUCUUCGAAAUCUGGCAAGUGAUGACUCCUACGUUAUUCCGUACUAUGAUGACGACAGCAAGUACUUCUCAGAUUAUGGGCCCAGGGUCAUGGUUGUCAUUACUGAAAGUGUAGAUUACUGGAAUGAAACUGUUCGUCUGGGUAUUGAGAACUGCACCAAGAAAAUAGAGAGCAUCUCCUAUGUAAAUAAGAACUACACAGAGUCAUGGCUGAGAGUAUACACAAAAAGUGCCCAGAGUGGUUCAAUAGAUAUAAACAAUAAGACUAUUUUCAUUAGUAACUUGCCUGAGCUGUUCAGAAUUGUUCCCAGUUUUGAGUGGGACAUUAACAAGACUCAGGAUAAAAUAGAAGCUUCACGUUUCUUCAUCCAGACUGUGAACGUGACCUCAGCCAUUGAUGAGAAGAAUCUCCUCAACGAGUUAAGAGAGACAGCCAAGCAGUGUAGUAUUCCCUUAAUGGUGUACCACCCCGCCUUCAUCUACUACGACCAGUAUCUGGUGAUAGUGCAGAACACCAUUCAGAACGUUGUCGUUGCUGCAGGAGCAAUGCUCAUUGUCUCCCUUUGGCUUAUUCCCAACCCAUUGUGUUGCCUAUGGGUGACCUUUGCUAUAGCUUCUGUUAUCGUUGGUGUUGCUGGUUUCAUGACAUUUUGGAGCGUCAACCUGGAUUCCAUAUCCAUGAUCAACCUGGUCAUUUGCAUAGGGUUUUCAGUCGAUUUUUCUGCUCAUAUUUCCUACGCCUUUGUUACAAGCAGAGAGUCAUCAGCCAACCAAAGAGCAGUUGAAGCUCUGUCCCUGCUAGGUUACCCAGUCUUACAAGGUGCUGUUUCUACUAUAUUAGGAGUAGUUGUCCUGGCUGCAGCAAAGACCUACAUCUUUAGGACAUUCUUUAAGAUCAUGUUCCUUGUUAUUUUGUUUGGGGCUCUUCAUGGUCUUGUCUUUAUUCCAGUGUUUUUAACCUUUUUUGGAAAAUGUGGCAUAUCACCCCACACGACAGAAUCUAAAAAUCUAGAGCUUAGGUUUAGAAAUGAUAAAGAUUGUCCGUGACCAAGUUAAAUGUAAUAUAUUCUGUAUUUAUUUUAUGUAGAUUAAAAUGCACUGACUUUCAGGGAAUAUAAGAAGAAAAUGAAGGACAGAAAAUUAAAUACAACAGGGAAGCAAAGGCUUUAGAAAAGCCAGGCCAGAAGAAUAACAGAAGAAGAAAUGAAAAUGCACAGAAUAGAUUUGCAUUUCUCAUUUUUGUCUGUGCAUGACUAACACCUGAAUGUUGUUAAAUAUAUAUUUUUUGUGACUUGUUUACUGAAUGUAUUAAAAUUACUAUAAAUACUGACCACAGCCUGAGCUUAAUGGACUGGGUUACAGGUUUGUCAUGCAGUGCAUAGAGGAGGGAAGAGUAACUUCCCCUGGCUUGCAUUUCCUGUCUGUUUACCUUGAUGCUGUAACUCAGCCCAGCACGGAACCUGAAGACAGUUUUCUCCCGAGAGGCUCAAACCUGGAGCUUUUACAGCAGGAUUACAAGGGGUCAGAUCUGCCUUGUACUGCAGGGACUCCCUAAGCCUUCAGGAGCCAAAGGCAGCUUCAGCUCCUAAUGCAGCACUCUCAGGGAAACUGACUCACAUUUUCUGUUCAGAUCUGUUUUCUUGGUGUCCCCUUUUCUUGUGAAGAU